This is a messenger RNA of Plasmodium adleri (nom. inval.), 213 nucleotides long. Its product is annotated as Hypotetical protein. Bases 1 to 213 code for a protein of 70 amino acids. The record is from RefSeq and is a predicted model, not a curated record. The transcript has a single exon. Lineage: Eukaryota; Apicomplexa; Aconoidasida; Haemosporida; Plasmodiidae.
AUGUUAAAAGAAUUAGUGCUUUAUAUAGAAUAUUAUUUACUUACAUAUGAAUAUCAAUGUUAUCAUGAUUUUUAUCAGAACGAUAAACAUAUAAGUGUAAAAAUUAAAUACAGUACAUGGAAUAUAUCAAUUUAUGAUAUAGGUGAAAAACUAUCAUCUACAUAUAUAGAACAUACUCAUUGUUUUUAUAGUGUAGCUAAAGAUGGAGUUUAA